Messenger RNA from Nylanderia fulva, 1073 nucleotides. RefSeq names its product phosphatidylinositol synthase (gene Pis). Gene Ontology annotation, biological process: phosphatidylinositol biosynthetic process. Gene Ontology annotation, molecular function: CDP-diacylglycerol-inositol 3-phosphatidyltransferase activity. NCBI's taxonomy places the organism in Eukaryota, Metazoa, Arthropoda, Insecta, Hymenoptera, Formicidae. The record is from RefSeq and is a predicted model, not a curated record. Gene Ontology annotation, cellular component: Golgi apparatus; membrane.
CGAUAUAUCUCGAAGCUGUGUUUGCGAUAUAUUCGAUGUCGACUUCUUUCAUUAUCGUCGCUGACACUCUGACACGCCGGACGGACGUUUUUUGCGUCAGUUGCGUUAGUAAAGACGAUUCUCGCGAGUUGCGAAGCGAUUAAUUUCGGAGAUAAUCCUUGACACGCGCUAUCUUGCAGAUAGAUAUUACCGCAGUGAACGAGAGAACCUACGCGGGAAAAUGACGGAGUCGGAGAAUAUUUUCUUGUUCGUGCCGAAUAUCAUCGGUUUCGGCAGGGUAAUUUUGGCGCUAAUUUCCUUUUACUUUAUGCCCACCAAUUAUGUUAUUGCAUCAUGGUGUUACGUGGUCAGUUCGUUAUUGGAUGCGAUAGAUGGCCAUGCGGCAAGGUAUUACAACCAAAGCACAAAGUUUGGCGCAAUCUUGGAUCAGCUGACGGAUAGAGUUGGCACAAUGUGUCUUAUGGUCACGUUAUGUUUGUUUUAUCCUACCUAUACCUUUUGGUUUCAAUUGAGCAUGGCUAUCGAUAUAGCAUGUCACUGGAUAUAUUUGCACACGACUCUUUUACAAGGAAAGACCAGUCACAAAUUUAUCGACAUGUCUGAAAAUCCAAUCAUGAGACUGUAUUACACAAAUCGUACAGUACUAUUCUUCAUGUGUGCUGGUAAUGAAGCAUUUUACGCUGGUUUAUAUCUCUUACACUUUACCGAGGGACCUAUCUUGGCUGGUAUCGGUCUGUACAGAUUAAUUGUAUAUCUGAGUGCUCCAAUAGCAUUUGUCAAAGCUGCUAUUUCUGUACUGCACGGAUAUGUAUCGUGCAUCAAUCUCAGCAUUAUUGAUGUAAAAGAGCGCCAAGAGCGACUUAAAGUGAAUUAAAUCUCUUAACCUAUAAAUGUUUACUAGUCAAGUUGAAUGUGAUUAACAGUUCUUCCGUAAACUGAUGCACGUGCAUGUUUACAUAAUUCCAUAUAUAUUUUUAAGAAAGAAAGAAAACUAUAUGGCAAAAAUCUCUCUAUUUGACUUAAGUACUUAUUGUUAGUGCAUAGAAAAUAUUAUACCUUGAAAUUAGCACAAA